AUGGCUCUUGCCGCAAAGUUGAAGUCAUGGUCUGAGGAGCUGACGCCUUAUUUCAUCUACCUGCUCUUCGUCGCGACCUUGGGCCCUCUCUUGUUCGGCUAUCAUCUGGCCGAACUCAACGCUCCUCAAGAGGUGAUAACGUGCACGAAAAAGUCGCUCACCUCGUCCGAAUCAUCAUCCACGUCUCUCCCACAAUGCAUCCCGAUGGACUCUACGCAGCUGGGUCUCGUCUCAUCGAUCUUCACCCUAGGCGGGUUCCUCGGCGCGUUGGCCUCGGGAUCGCUCGCUGCCCGCUACGGCCGUCUGCUGGUCAUGCGCGUCAACACCGUCCUCCUCGUUCUCGGCCCGCUAGGUGAGACGUUUGCGCCCAACAUCACCGUGCUGGCACUGGGACGGCUGGUGUCUGGACUUGGGGCUGGUGUCUCGGUCGUUGUCGUGCCCAUCUACAUUUCCGAGAUCGCGCCGCCAAAGGAGAAAGGCUUCUUCGGCGCCUUCACCCAGAUCGCUACGAAUGUGGGCAUCUUCACGACCCAAGUCCUCGGCUAUUUUCUCAGCCACGGCCAAAUGUGGCGUGUCAUCCUUGCGGUGGCCGGCGUGAUCGGUGUCGGACAGUUCCUCGGCUUGCUCUUUGCCGUCGACAGUCCAAAGUGGCAAGCCGAUCACGCCGACCCACAGCAGGCGAAGAGCAAUCUGAGGCGUAUCAGAGGACACGGGGCCGACAUCAGCGAGGAAGUCGAGGGGUGGAGAAGUGCGAAUCUGAACGAUGCAAACGACGAGGAACAAACUCUCCUAUCACCGGACGAGAACAGCAACAAUAACAAUUCCACCGCAACGACUUCUCCGUCUUCAUCCAACCCAUCGCGCACCAACGUCAGCAUCCUGGGGGUCCUUCUCGACCCGAGACACAACCGCGCCAUUCUCGCCGUGGUGGUGGUCAUGAUGGCCCAGCAGCUCUGCGGGAUCAACAGCAUCAUCAUGUACGGGGUGUCUCUGCUCGCGGACCUCCUGGCGUCCAACUCGGCCCUGUUGAAUAUUUUCGUGAGCGUGCUGAAUGUCGUCGCCACGACGGCCUUUGCCCCGCUCGCCGACGUGCUCGGCCGCAAAGCCUGCAUCCUCGCCAGCAUAGCGGGCAUGGGCGCGUCGAGCGUCCUGUUGGCCGUCGGCAUUCGCAGCGCCAUCCCCGUCCUCAGCGCCGUGUCAGUGUUACUGUUCGUCGGGAGCUUCGCGUUCGGCCUCGGCCCCGUGCCCUUCAUCUUGAGCAGCGAGCUCGUCGGUCCCGAGGCCGUCGGAGCAACGCAGAGCUGGGCCCUGGCUGCGAAUUGGAUCUCGACCUUUGUCGUCGCACAGUUCUUCCCCAUGGUGAACGAGAGGCUGGGAAAGGGCGUCGUGUAUUUCGUCUUUGCGGGAUUGGCGGGAGUGUUUUUCGUCUUUGUCUCGUGGUACGUCCCCGAGACCAAGGGGAAGAAGGACGCCGAUGAAGUUUGGGGGAGGACGUCGAGAAGAGAAGAUUAG
Exophiala spinifera is the source of this 1512-nucleotide messenger RNA. RefSeq lists its product as uncharacterized. The coding region runs from base 1 to 1512 and encodes 503 amino acids. Gene Ontology annotation, biological process: monosaccharide transmembrane transport. The record is from RefSeq and is a predicted model, not a curated record. Gene Ontology annotation, molecular function: hexose transmembrane transporter activity. Gene Ontology annotation, cellular component: membrane. NCBI's taxonomy places the organism in Eukaryota, Fungi, Ascomycota, Eurotiomycetes, Chaetothyriales, Herpotrichiellaceae. The transcript is spliced from 3 exons.